AUGGAGUGUAACAAAUUCUCCAAAGUAAUAUGUACAUCGUCAUCCUCUUCCAAAAAAUAUGACAUGCCCCUACAUUUGAAGUGCAGUUUGACUUAUCGUGGGGCGGAAAUAAAACUGAGUCUUAAUCGAAAUCACCCAGAUAGAUAUCACCUGCCUGUGUACUCAAUGACAGACGGUAGCAUUGUAGAGGAAAUCACAGAUGACCUUCAGACCAAGUCCACAUCUGUUGCCUUCUAUCAGAACCAUGACAAUACAGCGACAUUUAAAGUCGAAAGGAUCAUUAGCCAAUCUUCCUCUUAUUUCACGCUGACAGGUUACAUGUUUAGAGAAAUGAGUCACGUAAUAAUUCACCCUGUCCCUGGACAAACUGAGCAUAGAAUUGCAUUGUCACGCCAUGACGAAGCGAAGUUUGACGUUGGGGAGCACUUGAAGAAACCUCAACCCGGAACAGGUGAGAGAGCAGCACCACAUGACACGACCACCGCACGACUCGGUAAGAGGGCAACAUCACAUGACACCACCAACCCACAGCUCAAUAUGGCAGAGAUUCUUGUCUUUGUGGAUUACAAGUUUUACAGCAAUUUGGUUGUUAACGAGACUGCUUUCACGCACGCAACUUCCUCUGGUGUGGCCACUUUCCUGAGCGAGUACAUCGCACUCAUUUUUGACAGUACUAACAUUCCGUACAGAAAUCUCGUUAAAAGUGGACUGAACUUUCUCCUAAAGCCUGUGGGAGUAAUAGUAGCCAAGACAAAAUUGGCAUCGCCAUGGACAGAAAAGAAUUUGAUGACAUCAACACCUUUUCCUAAUAUGGUCAAUGCAUCACUUGCUUUAGACAGUUUCCAUGACUACAUUGUCAAACACAAUGCUCUCCCUCCUCACGACCACGCCAUGCUUUUGACGGGAUAUGAAAUGAAGGACAGCACCAUUGAGAAGAAUAAUUACACAGAUAUAUUAGGUAUGGCAUCUCUAUCAGCGAUGUGUGGAUCAUACUCUCAAUCUGUCGUGUCAUCCCAAGUAGAUUUUUCACCAGCCUUUACCAUUGCGCAUGAAGUUGGGCACAGUCUAGGGUCAAAACAUGACGGACAGAAUAAUACAUGCCCUAACGAUGGUCACGUGAUGAACUCCACUCAAGCCAGAAACACAUCGCUUGUUUGGGAAUUUUCGUCGUGUUCCAUAACCUACUUUAAGACUUACCUCAAUGAACUAGACAGAACUCACAAUUGUCUGGUAACUCAGGAAAACCAUGCUACUAACCACAAACUGACCAUACAUGAACAUGAGUGGUUUGGUCAGAUUUAUUCCGCAGAUCAGCAAUGCCAACUCUUCCUAGGUUCAGAUUCAUUUAUGGAAAGGGACGAAUAUAACUACACUGGGGCCUACCAGACAGCGUUCUGUCUACAGAUGGUGUGUUUUGAUCCUUGGGAUGACGAUUUCAACAGAUAUGCUGUACCGGGAGAUGGGACAACUUGUGGCCAUCAAAAGUGGUGCAUGGCAGGGAAAUGUGUUCAUCAACCAACUUUGACUCACAGCACUGAUACCUGUCCUCAAGGAGAUAUUCCUGGUCGUUGGCUUAGAGUGGAUUACCUCGAGGAAGAUAAGAUACUGCAUACAUUCAACUUCACCUCUUCUUGCAAGGCAUAUGUACAAAACAGACCAGAAGAGUGCUACAUUCCGAAGUUGAAAUAUUCGUGUUGUCAGAGCUGCAGCAACAUGCCUUUAUAUUCGAAUGGCGUCCUCCCCGCUUCUGUGUAUACUUCUGUUCUCCCAGAAGACUCGCAGUGUAAGCAGACAUUUGGCAGCAACUCCUACUUCUGUGGAAGAAAGGUUUACGCUGACAACGAAACAUAUGAUUUCUGUAGUGCACUAAGAUGCUACCUUCCUCAAGACGAUCUUUGUCAUUCUAUAGUGGCACAGGACGGUACAAGGUGCUCCUUCAAUAAAUGGUGUGUUGCCGGUGCCUGUGUGGACGACCCUAGAGCAUUGCUUCCACUAGAUUACAGUAUGAUACCAAGUCCCCAGGAGCAAUGCCAAGUCUCAUAUGGUUCUGAUGCCAAAUUCUGCGCGAGAACAGAUACAUAUGAAAAUAGUUAUCAUGACAUAUGCCAGAAGCUGUAUUGCAUCCUACCAGAACAAAAACUUUGCAAUCCCAUUUUUGCCCUUGAUGGAACUCCUUGUGGUCGCAAAAUGAUUUGCAGGGAGGGAUCGUGUAUUCAUAGUGAGCAUGGACUGGAUCUUCCUGACAACUGCCUAUACGUAGACAAGAGUACUUGGUGCCCACAAAAUAUUGUUGGGCCCGAUACGGCGUACAAAUGUUCGUUCGGACACAACGCAGAUAUCUGUUGUUUUACCUGUCAAAAGUACGCCAACAUGUCUAUGCCAGCCGAUUGUCGCUAUGGAGACGAACUUUCAUACACGCGCUAUGAAUUGACCUGUAAUCAACUGGUAUUGCCAUCCCCUCAACAGUGUUACGAGCCAACCAUCAAAGAGAGAUGUUGUCAAUCAUGUUACAACGCCGCCCACUCACUACCAGGUAAAACAACUCCUUCAGCUUUAGAUGACCAGUGCCGCCUUUUAUUUGGUGCAACCUCCUAUUUCUGUAAGACAGUGGACACGUAUUCUACUUCAUUUGAACCCCUGUGUGGAACUAUGUAUUGCGCUGAUGCUAAUGGUAAAACAUGUCAUGGAAUCAUUGCGGCAGACAGAACACCUUGUGGACCAAAGAAGUGGUGCCUGAAUGGAACAUGUGUACAUGACGAUAAUGCUCCUAAUAUACCCAAUUCUUGUGUGGCUGGUGACGUCCAGUCCUGGUGUUCCACGAAAAAGGCAAACGGCUCAUACAAAUACACGUAUGUCUGUUACACAAGUCAAAAGGAUGAAUGCUGUGAUAUGUGUAACAAAGUCCACAAUCCAUCUGAGAAAGGUUGUGAAUACGGGGAUCACUCUAGUUCCUGUGAGAGAUCGAAAUGUUCAACGUACGACGACCAUUCAAGAAACGUUCUUUGUUGUAGAACAUGUUCUUAAUAAUUGUAUUUUUUUAAUACCUUAAACAUCUUCAGUUAUGCAGGUAGUAUUUUUUUUUUUGUAAUUCAAAAUAUA
Molecule: messenger RNA, 3099 nt
Organism: Saccostrea echinata
Lineage: Eukaryota; Metazoa; Mollusca; Bivalvia; Ostreida; Ostreidae
Exons: 28
Coding region: 1-3024 (1007 amino acids)
Biological process (GO): proteolysis
Molecular function (GO): metalloendopeptidase activity
Source: RefSeq, a predicted model, not a curated record